Messenger RNA from Caenorhabditis remanei, 1575 nucleotides. RefSeq lists its product as uncharacterized. The record is from RefSeq and is a predicted model, not a curated record. Gene Ontology annotation, cellular component: cytosol. NCBI's taxonomy places the organism in Eukaryota, Metazoa, Nematoda, Chromadorea, Rhabditida, Rhabditidae. The coding region runs from base 1 to 1575 and encodes 524 amino acids. Gene Ontology annotation, biological process: glucose metabolic process; pentose-phosphate shunt, oxidative branch. The transcript has 9 exons. Gene Ontology annotation, molecular function: NADP binding; glucose-6-phosphate dehydrogenase activity.
AUGGCUGACAAAUGCAAACGUCAUUCUGUGUCGGAUCCACUCUCCAAGGAUCUCGUUGAGUGUCUUCGAGAGUCGAUGCAACGGGAACUCAAGUUUGAAACACCAUACGUUUUUGUUGUAUUCGGAGCUUCUGGAGAUCUUGCCAAAAAGAAGAUAUACCCAACACUUUGGUGGCUGUUCCGUGAUAAUCUGCUUCCAGUCAACAUUAAGUUCGUUGGAUAUGCACGCUCAGAUUUGAUAGUAUGCCGUCUUCGUGAAUCUUUCGAAAAGUUCUGUAAAGUUCGUGAAUCGGAGAGGUGUGCAUUUGAUGAUUUCAUCAAGAAAUGUUCCUAUGUUCAGGGGCAAUACGACACAUCGGACGGUUUCCAAAAGCUUCAAUCUUCAAUUGCCGAUUUCCAGAAAGAGAGCCAUGAUCAAGCUGUCAAUCGUCUCUACUAUCUCGCUCUCCCACCAUCGGUUUUCAAUGUUGUCUCUACUGAAUUGAAGAAAAAUUGUAUGGAUAACGGUGAUUCCUGGACACGUGUUAUUAUCGAGAAACCAUUUGGACAUGAUUUGAAAUCCUCGUGUGAGCUGUCUACUCAUCUCGCAAAUUUGUUCAAGGAAGAUCAAAUUUAUCGUAUUGAUCAUUAUCUUGGAAAGGAAAUGGUUCAGAAUUUGAUGGUUAUGAGAUUCGGAAAUCGUAUUCUUGCUCCUUCGUGGAACCGUGAUCAUAUCGCCUCUGUCAUGAUCUCAUUUAAAGAAGACUUUGGAACAGGUGGUCGUGCUGGAUAUUUCGAUACGGCUGGAAUUAUUCGUGAUGUAAUGCAAAACCAUUUAAUGCAGAUUUUAACUCUUGUGGCAAUGGAGAAACCAGCCAGUUUGAAUGCUGAAGACAUUCGUGAUGAGAAGGUCAAAGUAUUGAAAGCAGCGAAAGUUGUUGAAUUGAAGGAUAUAGUUGUUGGUCAAUACGUUGCCAAUCCAGAAUUUGAUCAUCCAGAAGCAUCCCAAGGAUAUAAAGAUGACAAAUCAGUUCCAGCUGAUUCAACUACUCCAACAUAUGCUCUCGCUGUUGUUCACAUUAACAACGAACGAUGGGAAGGAGUUCCAUUCUUUUUAAGAUGCGGAAAAGCACUCAACGAAAAGAAAGCUGAAGUUCGUAUACAAUUUAAGGAAGUCAGUGGAGAUAUUUAUCCAUCUGGAGAACUAAAAAGAUCUGAAUUGGUAAUGAGAGUGCAACCAAAUGAGGCAGUUUACAUGAAACUGAUGACCAAAAAACCUGGAAUGGGCUUCGGAGUUGAGGAGACUGAACUCGAUUUGACUUAUCACAACAGAUACAAGGAAGUUCGCCUUCCGGAUGCGUAUGAGCGUCUCUUCCUCGAAGUUUUCAUGGGAUCUCAGAUCAAUUUCGUACGAACUGAUGAGUUGGAGUACGCGUGGCGUAUCCUCACUCCAGUUCUUGAAGAACUUGAGAAGAAGAAGAUUCAACCUGUUCAGUACAAGUUUGGAAGUCGUGGCCCAACAGAAGGUGACGAUUUGAUGCAGAAAUACGGUUUCCUCUUCACUGGAACCUACAAAUGGGUUGCUCCAAAGCUUUGA